Molecule: messenger RNA, 495 nt
Organism: Closterium sp. NIES-65
Lineage: Eukaryota; Viridiplantae; Streptophyta; Zygnematophyceae; Desmidiales; Closteriaceae
Source: the annotation of a GenBank genome assembly
AUGUGGACGUCGCAGGUUGGGAUGAGCGCCCCAACGUGCGAUGGCUAUGCGGUUGCAGAGGGGGAUGGAUUCGUGCAGUCUCUGUUGAUUGGCCGAUGGAAUGUUGAGUCUCGAAACGGUCGCACACACAGGAGUUGUCCCCCGUACCUUCCCCUUGCCCCUCCAUACUUUCCCCAUAUUCCCUCGUUCUUCCCCGUGGCUUCCCCCUGGGCUCCCCCUCAGGGAGAGGCUCUCUAUAGGGUGACGCUGCACAUGGGGUGCGCCAACCUCAAAUUCUCCACCUCCUUCGCUCACCACCUCAACCGCUCCCUCCCUCGCUUUGAGGUGACUUUUGAGUCGACUCAAAAGGCAACGCUGCACGUGGGGUGCGCCAACCUCAACUUCUCCCGCCACCUUCGCUUCCCCAUGCCGCCCUCCAUCCCCCCCUCAAUGCUCCUCCUUCUCCCAUUCCCUCCCCUCUCCACCCUCCCCUCCCCACCGCAGGACGACUUUUGA